Molecule: messenger RNA, 917 nt
Organism: Acaulospora morrowiae
Lineage: Eukaryota; Fungi; Glomeromycota; Glomeromycetes; Diversisporales; Acaulosporaceae
Source: the annotation of a GenBank genome assembly
AUUUGGAUUAUAUUAACCUUGCGUAUAGGUCAAUGUAUUCUCUGUGGAGAGAAGAAGACGAUUUUACUUCAGCUUCAAAACUAGAAGAGUGGUUCGAAAUGAACAUCUGGGCCAAUUUAAUUGAUCCUGCUUUUCGUGAGAUGGAAAUUGAUUUGGUGCGAGAAGGGAUGUGUUUAUCGUCAAGCGAUAGAGAAAAUAUUGAUAGGUCUGAUGGGAUCUUUAGAUUACGCAAAAAGCACCUUGAAUUUGGCGCAAUUGAAGCUGGAAGAAACCGGGAGGGAACAAAGGGAACCAAACUCUUAACGGAUUCCUUAAAAAUGUCCAAGAUGCUUAAAGAUAUGAUUAAUGCACUUGCAACAGAAUGCAAUAUGAAAGAAGAUGUUUUGAGAAAGUUACAAAUAGCUGGAAUUCUCCAAGGAGCGAAUAUGAUGCAAGUAAUUACCGUAGAUCUUCCGAAGGGAUAUGUUACUCGUAUCCAUCGUCGAAAAUUUUAUGAAGUUCCUGGUCGUUUAAACAAGAAUCAAUCGCUUGGAUUAAUUAUAAUGGAGGUUUUAUUCGUAAAAUCUGUAAUUAAGCAAGCACUUAACUUGAUUAAUGAGUCAGAAGUAGAUUUCGAACAUUUUCUUAAUAACUAUUACGAAAAUGACGGAUUCCAGACACCCCCUCAAAAUAUUUAUAAAGACUUUUAUUAUGAGUUAUGGGUAGCAAAAAAUGCAAUCAAAAGACUUAAACGUGCAAGGGAAGUAGGGAAAAAGAUGCGACCAUGCAUACUUAUUCAACAUAAAUGGAUAGAAUUUAUGCAUCAUCCCAAUGGUUUAAUUGUUAAGCAGUUAGCAGAGCAUUACAAACUUUUGUGGACUAUUCGUGAAGAAAUGCGCCAAUAUCAAGAAAAGUCAAAUUUUGAAAUCAACUUAUAA